AUGAAAAUUCACAUUGAAAAGAAACGGUUCAUAUGCUCUCAGUGUGGAAAGAGUUUUACACGGGAAGGUCACCUUAAUAUCCACAUGAGAACUCAUACUGGAGAGAGACCGUACACCUGCAAACUGUGUGGGAAGGGUUUCAUACAAAAUGGAGGUCUUAAGAAUCACAUGAGAGUUCACACUGGAGAGAAACCUUUCACCUGUCAACAGUGUGGAGAAGUUUGUAAUCGAAAUGAAAGCCUUAAAGUCCACAUGAAAAUUCACAUUGAAAAGAAAGAGUUCAUAUGCUCUCAGUGUGGAAAGAUUUUUACACGGGAAAGUCACCUUAAUAUCCACAUGAGAACUCAUACUGGAGAGAGACCAUACACCUGCAAACUGUGUGGGAAGGGUUUCAUACGAAAUGGAGACCUUAAGACUCACAUGAGAAUUCACACUGGAGAGAGACCAUACACAUGUAUUCAGUGUGGAAAGUAUUUUACACAGAAUAAAAACCUUACAGUCCACAUGAGAAUUCACACUGGAGAGAAGCCUUACACCUGCAAACUGUGUGAGAAGAGUUUCAUACGAAGUGGAGGUCUUAAGUGUCACAUGAGAUGUCAUACUGGAGUGAAACCUUGCACCUGCAAACAGUGUGGAAAGAGUUUCACACGCCAAGAAAACUUUAAGACUCACAUGAGAAUUCACACUGGAGAGAGACCAUUCAUAUGUGCUCAGUGUGGAAAGAGUUUCAUAUAUAGAGUAAGCCUUAAUUAUCACAUGAGGAUUCAUUCAAGAGAAAACCGUUUUAAAUGUCAUCAGUGCGAAAGCAGUUUCACAGACACAAGUCACCUUCAGGAUCAUGUUAAAAUUCACAUCGGAGAAAAGCCUUUCAUGUGCCAUCACUGUGGAAAGAGUUUAAAAAGCAAUACAAACCUUGAUAAUCACAUGAGAGUUCACACAGGAGAUAAAUCUUUCAUCUGCCCUCAGUGUGGAAAGGGUUUCACAGCAAAAAGGAACCUAAAGGUUCAUGAGAAUUCACACAGGAGAGAGAUUCACAUUUCUAAGCAAACUGAAACAUCACUUGCAAACUCAUUUUGGUAAGAAAUUGCAGCUUUCGUCAGAGUGACGAGGUUUAAAAAGAAAAA
Sinocyclocheilus grahami is the source of this 1124-nucleotide messenger RNA. RefSeq names its product gastrula zinc finger protein XlCGF8.2DB-like. Lineage: Eukaryota; Metazoa; Chordata; Actinopteri; Cypriniformes; Cyprinidae. Gene Ontology annotation, biological process: regulation of transcription by RNA polymerase II. Gene Ontology annotation, molecular function: DNA-binding transcription factor activity, RNA polymerase II-specific; RNA polymerase II cis-regulatory region sequence-specific DNA binding. The record is from RefSeq and is a predicted model, not a curated record. The coding region runs from base 1 to 1080 and encodes 359 amino acids. The transcript has a single exon.